AUGUCCGGAGGCAUGAAGUUCAACGGCUACAUGAAGGUGCGGAUCGGGGAGGCCGUGGGGCUGCAGCCCACGCGCUGGUCCCUCCGCCACUCGCUCUUCAAGAAGGGCCACCAGCUCCUGGACCCCUACAUCACGGUGAGCGUGGACCAGGUGCGCGUGGGGCAGACCAGCACCAAGCAGAAGACCAACAGGCCCACGUUCAACGAGGAGUUCUGCACCACGGUCAGCGAGGCGCGCAAGCUGGAGCUGGCCGUCUUCCAUGGCACCCCCAUCGGGUACGACGACUUCGUGGCCAACUGCACCGUGCACUUCCAGGAGCUGCUGCAGGGCACCGGGUCCUCUGAUAGCUUUGAAGGCUGGGUCGACCUGGAGCCAGAAGGAAAAGUGUUUGUAGCAAUCACCCUCUCAGGAAGUUUCACUGAAGGAACUCUCCAGCGGGACCGGCUUUUUAAAAACUUCACCCGGAAACGCCAGCGGGCCAUGCGCCGGAGAGUCCACCAAGUCAACGGACAUAAGUUUAUGGCCACGUAUUUACGACAGCCCACGUACUGUUCGCACUGCCGGGAAUUCAUCUGGGGCGUAUUUGGGAAGCAAGGAUACCAGUGCCAAGUUUGCACGUGUGUUGUACACAAGCGUUGCCACCAUCUCAUUGUGACAGCGUGCACAUGCCAGAAAAAUAGCAAGAAGGCAGACAUGAAGAUUUCCGAGCAGAGGUUUGGAAUCAACAUCCCGCACAAGUUCCGAAUCCAUAAUUAUAAAGUGCCAACUUUCUGUGACCACUGCGGCUCCUUGCUUUGGGGGAUCAUGCGGCAGGGCCUCCAGUGCAAAAUGUGCAAAAUGAAUGUACAUAUACGAUGUGAAGCCAAUGUAGCACCCAACUGUGGGGUGAACGCAGCAGAACUUGCCAAGACGCUGGCAUGUAUGGGUCUGCAGCCAGGGAAUAUUUCUCCCAAUGGGAAACUCGUCUCCAGGUCGACGCUGAGACGCCAGAAAAAAGAGAGCGCGAAGGACGAGAACGGAGUAGCUGAAGUUUCGGCCAGUAGGCUGAAGAUCGAGGACUUACUCUUCAUCCGAGUGUUGGGGAAGGGCAGUUUUGGAAAGGUGAUGCUGGCAAAAACCAAAGAGACGGGCUAUCUCUAUGCCAUCAAAGUGCUGAAGAAAGACGUGAUCCUCCAAGAUGACGAUGUGGAAUGCACCAUGACCGAGAAACGGAUCCUGGCCCUGGCCAGGAACCACCCUUUCCUCACCCAGCUCUUCUGCUGCUUUCAGACCCCUGACCGCCUCUUCUUUGUCAUGGAGUUUGUGAACGGAGGGGACCUGAUGUUCCACAUUCAGAAAUCCCGCCGCUUCGACGAAGCCCGAGCCCGCUUCUACGCUGCAGAAAUAAUUUCCGCUCUCAUGUUCCUCCACGAGCAGGGCAUCAUUUACAGGGACCUGAAGCUAGAUAACGUGUUGCUGGAUCACGAAGGCCACUGCAAGCUGGCGGACUUUGGGAUGUGCAAAGAAGGCAUCCGGGACGGAGUCACCACCGCGACGUUCUGUGGGACGCCCGACUACAUCGCCCCAGAGAUUUUGCAGGAGAUGCUCUAUGGCCCCGACGUCGACUGGUGGGCCAUGGGAGUGCUGCUGUAUGAAAUGCUCUGUGGCCACGCCCCCUUCGAAGCCGAAAAUGAAGACGACCUCUUUGAAGCCAUCCUCAACGAUGAGAUCGUUUACCCCUCUUGGCUCCAGGAGGAUGCUGUGGUGAUCCUGAAAGCAUUCAUGACGAAGAACCCCAAAAUGCGCCUGGGCAGCUGUGCGUUGGGUGGGGAGAGAGCGAUCCUCCUGCACCCCUACUUUAAGGAACUGGAUUGGGACCUCCUGAACCUGCGCCAGAUUGAGCCACCGUUCCGGCCUCGGAUCAAAUCGAAAGAGGACGUGAGCAAUUUUGACCCUGAAUUUUUAAAAGAAGAGCCUCUUCUAACCCCCAUUGAAGAAGGAAUGCUUUCAAUGAUCAACCAAGAAGAAUUUAGAAACUUUUCUUAUACGGAUCCAGAACUGCAGUCAUAG
This is a messenger RNA of Euleptes europaea (tarantolino), 2049 nucleotides long. RefSeq names its product protein kinase C eta (gene PRKCH). The transcript is spliced from 14 exons. Lineage: Eukaryota; Metazoa; Chordata; Lepidosauria; Squamata; Sphaerodactylidae. Gene Ontology annotation, biological process: protein phosphorylation. The coding region runs from base 1 to 2049 and encodes 682 amino acids. Gene Ontology annotation, molecular function: diacylglycerol-dependent serine/threonine kinase activity; ATP binding. The record is from RefSeq and is a predicted model, not a curated record.